Messenger RNA from Cebus imitator (Panamanian white-faced capuchin), 5870 nucleotides. RefSeq names its product V-set and transmembrane domain containing 4 (gene VSTM4). The record is from RefSeq and is a predicted model, not a curated record. NCBI's taxonomy places the organism in Eukaryota, Metazoa, Chordata, Mammalia, Primates, Cebidae. The coding region runs from base 38 to 1000 and encodes 320 amino acids. The transcript has 9 exons.
GCUCUCACGCGUCACAGCCCCGGGCGGCGGCGGGGAGAUGCGGCUGCUGGCACUGGCGGCGGCCGCGCUGCUGGCGCGGGCUCCGGCCCCGGAGGUCUGUGCAGCCCUCAAUGUCACUGUGUCCCCGGGGCCCGUGGUUGACUACCUGGAGGGGGAGAAUGCCACUCUCUUCUGCCACGUCUCCCAGAAGAGGCGGAAGGACAGCUUGCUGGCUGUGCGCUGGUUCUUUGCACACUCCUCCAACUCCCAGGAGGUCUUGAUGGUGAAGAUGACCAAGCUCCGGGUGGUGCAGUACUAUGGGAAUUUCAGCCGCAGCGCCAACCGGCAGAGGCUGCGCCUGCUGGAGGAGCAGCGGGGGGUGCUCUACAGGCUCUCUGUGUUGACACUGCAGCCCUCAGACCAAGGGCAUUAUAUCUGCAAAAUCCAGGAAAUCAGCAAGCACAGGAACAAGUGGACGGCCUGGUCCAACGGCUCCUCAGCCACGGAAAUGAGAGUCAUUUCCCUGAAAGCUUCUGAAGAGUCAUCCUUUGAGAAAAAAAAAGAGGCUUGGGCAUUUUUUGAAGAUCUCUACGUGUAUGCCGUCCUCGUGUGCUGCGUGGGGAUCCUCAGCAUUCUGCUCUUCAUGCUGGUCAUUGUCUGGCAGUCUGUGUUUAACAAGCGGAAAUCCAGAGUGAGACAUUAUUUGGUGAAAUGCCCUCAGAACAGCUCAGGGGAGACUGUCACUAGCGUGACCAGCUUGGCCCCACUACAGCCCAAGAAGGGCAAGAGGCAGAAGGAGAAGCCUGACGUUCCUCCUGCAGUCCCUGCCAAAGCUCCGAUAGCCCCCACGUUCCAUAAACCAAAGCUGCUGAAACCACAGAGAAAAGUCACCCUGCCAAAGAUUGCUGAGGAAAACUUAACGUAUGCUGAGCUGGAGCUGAUCAAACCCCACCAGGCUGCCAAAGGCGCCCCCACCAGCACUGUCUACGCUCAGAUCCUCUUCGAGGAGAACAAACUGUAGCACCGCAUCCUCCUCUGAGGUUCUGUUUAAUACCUGCCGCCCAGUUAUUUAUGAAGCCUUGGAGACAAAGCCCUUAUUUCUGUAUUUUCACUUGUGCCUUCUGAGUGGUGGGGAGCCCCUUUUCAGUGGCAUUCUGGGUGACUUCGAAUAGGUACAAGACUGCUCUCCCACAAAGAAUAGGGGCCACAGCCCUUGGACAGAUCUCCCAGGACAAGAUGUGCCUGGGCUGGAGCCCUGAGCAUAAGGACUAUGAUUCUGAGACCAGCCAAGGAGAUUUUCUGCUGAGCCAAACCCCUUCCCAUUUUCCCCCUCUUUCCCCAGGUUUUCUUUAAAAUUAUUUUUAAAUCUUAAUUUUACUCUCUACUCUUCCUGUAUCCAUGAUACAAGCUCAUAGUAUAUAGCUAGAGGAAAUGCCAUUAUGGACCCAACUGUAAGAUGGCUCAGAUGUUGGUUUUCCAAGGAUCAGAUGGCAUUGCAAUUUGCUGAUCAUUUCAAUCAGCAAACUGCUGAUUGCCAGCACCGCCCGAGAUGGCAUCUCUUGUUUUAAAUAGAUGCACUGACCGUGGGGAUUCAGGCCAGAGGGACAGACUGAUUAGAAGUGUAAGGUCUGUCUCUGAAUGCCAUGGUGCCCACCUGAGACCCUGAGGCCACAGGACAAGAAGAACACCAUUCUAGAGGGCUUCCAUCCCUUCCGCAGGCUGGACCUGUAUUGACAGGGAAACAUACUCUCUAAGAAGUGCUUACUCACCCUUUUCCAAAGGAGCAGAGAUGUUGGCCAUCGUAGACGCAGUGGAGCACGUGGGCCUCUUCACUGUGUGCCAAGCUCAGCCACCUCUGAGUCAGCACCCACUCCUGUGAGAGGGCAUCUGCUGCCAGGUGCCCUCAGGGUAGGAGAGUGGGAGGUACACGCCGAGCUGGAAAGUGUGUUCUGAAGACCCUCCUCUUGCCAAGUGCCUUGCCCAUCACAACCUUGUGUGUGAAUUCUAAUGGGUUUGAAUGGGGGUCGGGGGCGCAUGGGGAAGUUGCUCUGUGGACCUGUAGGACACAGGAAUCUCGGACUGGCUGGCGGGGCAUCCAUUCUGGAAGCACCAUCCCGUCAACUGCAUUGCUGAGGACAUUUCCUGAUGUGUGAGUGCACUCUGGGUGGCCAUUUACUGCACACUAUAGAAAUUGUUUGACUAUGUAGUGGACCAUGUACAUAUGAUAAAUUAUCUAUUUUAAACACAGCUGGGGUAUGAGUUGUGCCCUCUAUAUAGCCGUGUGAUCUUGGCUGACUUUCUUAUCCCCUAAUGGCCUCAGACUCCAUGUUUGUGUAAAGAUGACUUAACCUCCCAUAGAAUUCUUGAGAGUAAAAUGGGAUAAUGAAUCUUGCCAGGUUCUAGAAACUGUAAAUUGCUACACAAAUGCUCUGUGUUGACAUUCAUGCUAAAGCCAGUCUGCAUUUUCAAAAUGAAAAUUUCCUCACUAUUUAAGGCUUUCAUUGCAAUAACUUUAAAAAGCAAAUAUUUGUUCACCAACUUAGCCCUAUGGUAAUGUUUCCAAAGACUCAUGAGAGCUUAUGGUUUAUUGGAAAGGGUCCAAAUUGGAAGCAGAUAUUGAUUUUCUGGGAGCAUACUCGUCUGCCUUUACAAAGUGGAAAUUCACCCUCUCUGAAUGAUACCUGUGUCUCAUUCCUCCCUCUCUGCUAGAUCUCAAAGUCAGCAAAUAAACCAUGCAGCUUUUGAGGAAGAAAGACCCAUUUGGAAGAACUCACUAGAACUUUCUGAGCAUCUCUUUAGGAGGGGAGGAUAUAUGGUUAGCACAUCAUUUAUGUCAUAAUUAUCACAGGGAUUUUUAGUUUUAUCUUGACAGUGUUUUGACAGAUGUAUAGUGUUUUGAGGGCAGAGGGUGAUCUCCUUAUUUGCCCAAAGAGCCUUAUGGGUUAGUGGGGCCCUGGGGUUGCCAAAUGGAAAGGAGAGGGGGCACAUGAAAAGGAGAUGGUGGGGAGAGGGCAACAGGCCAGGGAGUAAUAUCUUCCCAGACCCCUUAGGUCUCUGCAGAACGGAAAUGAACUCCAGUCACCCCCAAACCCAACCACUUAAAUCCAAGGAGAGCCUAGGGUUAUCAUACAGGGGCAUUCUACCAAGAAGAACGCAUGUUGUUAAGAGCUGGUAGCUCCCAGUUAGAGUCUAACCAGUCACUGUUAUAUUAUAGAUUGAGUCCAGCGUCUUUUUCCCAAACUGUGGUCAUCACUGCAUGAAUCCACACUAAGUUGUAUGAAUGGGGAGCUGCAGAUUAUCCCCUCCUACUGAAAACACUGUCCAGGGGAAUCAUGGAAGCUAUGGACAGCAUCCAGGCAGAGCUUGUCCCACUGUUAUCUCCAGAAGCAAACGUCCAAGCUGUGCUCAGAACUGGAAGCAACGGAUGACUUGUAUCUGGUGCUUGUUUGAGAUGAUACAUUGACAUUAUUGCCAUAGUAAGCUUUAAAAAAUGUGAGCACUCAUUCAUUCUUUAUCCACGGUCCAUUAAUCAUGCAUUGUCAUUUCCAAAGAUAAGGGGAAACAUAUCAUAUAUCGGUGAAAUAGAAAUUAGGGAAAGGUCAUCAAUCUGUUUUUAGUAUAAGGCAUCAAUGAUAGAAAUUAUAUAUGAGUAAUUUUCAAAAUGGACCAUUGCUUAUAUGUUUAAAUGAAGCUAAAACAAGUGUGAACCUGUUGCUCAGAGUGCAUUGUCUUCCUUCAGGCAGAGAGAGCAGAUGCUAUCAGAUUUGGUGGUGAGUUUUAGGCCUUGGCAUGGUUGGCAUGGAGUCAUCACAGGAAGCCGGGAGGUGUGAAGGGGCAUCCACUUAGGUGACACUGUCUUGCCAAGCCAAAGCCCCGAGGCCUGUGCUGAAGCAGCUGUAGUGGAGGAGAGGCCUGGAAUUCCUUAAGGUCCCCUCUUUAUAAAUGCACCACCACUGUUAGCUCAUGGGGAAAAUAAGGAAAAGCCAGGCCCUCCCACCUCCGAACUCUUGUGAGAGUGAAAACAACAUGGGACACUUAGAAAAUACAUUUUAAUGUGGGAUAAUGUGGGCUGGCCCACACAGCAAUAAGCCCAAAGUUCCUCUCACUUUGGAGAUUAUUCAUGGCCCUGCUCAUCACAGCCUCUGAUAUGCAUGACUGUAACCUAGGCUGAGCCAAGAAUGGAGCUCAUGCCAGAAAUGGUCCCAAGCAUGCACGUGACCAUCUGGAAUCAUCAGAAUCCUGAGGAGAAAGAAACCAUCUUUGCCUUGGGCAGUGAAGCUGGAGUGACAGAAAUCAUAUCUGUUCCCAUAUCUCCUGCCUAGCAGAGAAGCCUUGGAAGGCAACAGAGACACUGAGCAGGAAGCAAGGAACAGACUGUCCUGGAAGGGUAGGACUCCAGCCUGAGUCCCUAACAUCCCCGGACUCUUCUCUUCCGUAAACUCUCUAAUUACCCCACUGUUUAAAUCCUGGUUUUGGUCUAGCUAGUCAGGUGGCAACAUAAAGAAUCUGAAUAGGUAUGUAUCAAAGUUGCUUCCUAGCACAGGAAGCAAAAAUCACAACAACAAAAAAACACUGAUAUCCAUUCCAAUUAGGGCACACUGGUGGCUGGAUUGCAUCUGUGAGCUCCUGCUGCACUGUGCUUCCUGCCGCCGCGUGGGCACAUCCCUGGCUCUGAAGAUGCCUUUCUCAAUGGAGAGCUCUCGAUGGAGGGCUCCAGGACUGAUGCGCUCCCUAAGGAAGGGAGCCCUCAGAUUUGGAGAGGGACAGCAGCAGGGCCAGAGCAGGACUGAGGGGCGCUGGAGGCAGCAGGUGGAAGGGCACAGGGUGCUAACACAGAAGAGCCAUGCCACAUGCAUGCUGGAGGGAGUCUUUUUGUGUCAGCCUAAAGCUUAGGCUGGCUUCCAUGGUGGGGACAUUGACCCCACCCCAGACCACACUCUCAUUUCCAUACAUGGGACAGAAGCUGUUCCUCAGACAGGAGAACCAAACAAAAAUUCAUGGUCUAUGGGAGGGGUCUGCAUUCAGCAUGGCCAUGCUGGGCUGGAGUGGCCGUGGGGUGUCCAGAUAGGCGGGCACAUAGACUGGCGCUUUCUCAACCUUAGUGCUUGCACAAAUCAUCGAGAUCUUGUUAAAAUGUAGAUCCUGGCUCAGGACGCCUGCCGUCCCAAGAUAGCACCUGGGAUUCUGAGUUUCUAACAAGCUCCCAGGGAUGUCCAUGCUUCUGGUCCUGGGACCAACACUUUGAGUAGCAAGGAUGUAAACUGUUGGAAAUAUGGAUCUGGUGCUGAUUGCAAGAAAGGGGGUGUCCUCAGGGCAUAGGACACUGCCAAAGAUUGGGCAAGAUUCCCAGGGAGAGGCUGCUCACGCAAUGAGAAGGGGAAGGGCUGGGCCUGAGCAGUGGGGAGCACCCAUGCUGGCAGAUGCACAGCAGGUGAGGAGAUCCAGGUGGAGAUCAGAGGACAGCAACAGUCAGAGCAGCAGGGGAGAGCCAGGAGAAAGCUGCACCUGGGGGUCUCUCAAAGGAAGAAGGGCUCCGUGUGUGAACUGUGCAGAGGGCAGGGAGAAUAGAGGUUGAGCCUUUGCUCAUUCUGAAUUAAUUGAGUAUUCAUUUUUUAAAGUGCUUUCUUUCUCUGGGAAAAUAACAAAUUCCCCAAUGCACAAGGCUAACAGACAUGGGCACUGAGCUGUGUCUUAUCUGCUGAGUGUAUUUUCCCCAAAGCAAUCCUCAUCUUCCUGGGUGGGGGACAGUGAUUUGGACAAGACUCUUCCUGAACAUGCAGCGUGGUGGGGAAGGGUGGCUGUGGAGGAUUUCUGCUCCUUCUGUUGUCAUUGGUGAAAGACGACUUGGUGCCUCGUUUCUAAUAAGCACAACUCUAUUAGCGUCACUCCAA